UUAACCAAAUAUGAUAAAUUCUACCGGCUCACACUUGGACUGUCAAAGCUUUGGCUUUUCAUUGUUUAGUUCUUCCGAGUGCCACUGUUAGGAUGGACGGGAAUAACUCUUCCUGAGACGAUCACUGAGAGUCUGUAUUUUAUUUAACACACUGCUGCAUUUGAGAGGAAACAAAGAAAAGAAAAAGCUUUAUCUACAAGCUGCAUCAGUCACACUGCACACUUCUCCCGGGACCAUGCUGUGCUCCUAUUUACGUCCCUCUCUCCCUCACAUUUUGCCGCUGAGGCUCCUGAGUUCUGCGGCCUCCAGGGUGGCAGCGGUGAAACAGCAUGAACUGCUCUCAGACACUCUGGCCUUUGAGGACCCCCGUGCCUUCAAGGUGAAGAGUCUGGGUGAGCUGCUUCGUGCUCUGGGCGUUUUCCGCCUCUGCUCCUUCCCAGCGCUGGUUAAUAACUGUGGAAAGUUGAUGUCGGUGGCACGCACGCUCCUGGGGAAAAGGGGUUUUUCCUUGCUGCUGAGGCCCACUGUGUAUGCCCAGUUUGUGGCUGGAGAAAAUGAGGCUGAAAUCUCGCAGUCCAUGCAGAAGAUGAGCCUGCAGGGAAUGAGACCCAUGCUGGCCGUGCCGAUCGAGGAGGACCUCGGAGAAAGCACCGGUGAGAAAAGAUACGACGACAACAUGGACACCAUGCUGGAGUGUGUGCGAAUGUCCCACAGCAACGCUUGGAGCAAAGACCCGAUGAUGCAGCUGAAGAUCACAGCGCUGCUCAGCCCAGAGCUGUGUGUAAAACUCACAAACAUCAUCAGGCAACAGCCAUACGAUCUGAAUCUCCUCAUCAGAUCAAUGGAUGGUGAGCCAAUCAGCUUCCCCGGUUUAGAUGAAAAGGAAGCUGCCCACUUACGAUCUGGCCUACUGAGACUCAACAAGAUAGCCGAGGCAAGUGUGAACAAAGUCAGAGUCCUGGUUGAUGCUGAGUACACCUACAUGAACCCCGCCCUCUCUCUUGUCGCCAUGGCAAUGAUGAAGAAAUUUAACAAAGAUGGUACCUGGAUCUGGAACACAUAUCAAUGUUACCUGAAGGACUCCAGGUCUCUCCUCUUAGACGCGCUGUCUCUAUCCAAGAAUGAGGGUUUCUGUUUGGGUGUCAAGCUGGUGAGAGGAGCCUACAUGGACAAAGAGAGAAAACUAGCGAUGAAAGAGGGUCACCAGGACCCCAUCCAUCAGAGCUGGGGGGACACCAAUGACAGUUAUAACGGAUGCCUUGAUUUGAUGCUGGACGUCAUAUCCCAGGAACCUGAGCGGUACAGGAUCAUAGUGGCCACUCACAACGAGGAGUCAGUGAGACGAGCCGUGAAACGAAUGGAGGAGUUGGGGAUAGACAGAGAUGGAGGCUCAGUGUGUUUCGGUCAGCUGCUGGGCAUGUGUGACCACGUCUCCCUUACACUGGCUAAGGAGGGUUACUCAGUGUACAAGUCAGUGCCCUAUGGAUCAGUGGAUGAAACGCUGCCCUACCUGGUGCGCAGAGCUCAGGAGAACCGCACAGUGUUGCAGGGAAUCCGGAAAGAAAGAGACCUACUGAGGAAAGAGCUCAAUCGGAGACUCCGGCUGAGUUUAAGGGGAGGCAGCUAACAAUCAACCAACACUGAACUCUGCAGUUUCAUAUUAACGUUUGCAACCAGGAGGUGGUGUGGAAAAGAUCUUAGUGGGGAAGCACUGUUGUUUAAUACACUUUCAUAUCUCUUGAAGGUGUAAUAUCCAGAAAGCUCCUGAAAACUACUACUGGGCCUGUUAUUUAGCAACAGAAGGUAAACUGAAUUAAGCAUAAAACAUUUAAUUAACAAUGAUGAUUAAGGGAGUGGCACUCCAAUUUCAUUGUACUCUGUACAAUGACAAUAAAGGCUAUUCUAUCAUGUUAAUGUGUGUGGGUGAACUGAAUAAAGAUCGGAUCAUGAGAGAACACUGUAUUUGAUGGACAGGGUAUCAAAAGAUUGCUUUUGUGUACUUUAAUGUAUGAAAUGCUUAUGAAAUGUAAUUAAACAAAAGAACAUGAUGC
Messenger RNA from Haplochromis burtoni (Burton's mouthbrooder), 2051 nucleotides. RefSeq names its product proline dehydrogenase 2 (gene prodh2). Gene Ontology annotation, cellular component: mitochondrion. Bases 236 to 1627 code for a protein of 463 amino acids. Lineage: Eukaryota; Metazoa; Chordata; Actinopteri; Cichliformes; Cichlidae. The record is from RefSeq and is a predicted model, not a curated record. The transcript has 11 exons. Gene Ontology annotation, molecular function: FAD binding; proline dehydrogenase activity.